AUGCAUAAAACUCUUUCAUAGCAAGCAAUACAAGCUAGUUAAGAUAUUAAAAAACUAGCAGAUAAGCCAAUUGCAAAUAGUGAGCCCCAAUCAGACUAGAUAAGUAAUUAGAAAGACAUUUAAUAAAAAUAUAUCUUUAGCGAGCAAGAUAUAAAGUCUCUUGAAAAAAAUAUUUGGCUUGAAGUAAAAGAAAAAGCUGAGCGUUUGGUGAUAGGCUAUGAAUCAAAUUUUAUGCCAAUUAUAAAAAAGACUAUUAAUUUAUUGGAUUUAAUGAUAGAAGCUAGCUUAUAGUCAUUUAAUUCAUAAUAGAUUACCUUUUUUAUAGACGAGAUUCUUUUCACAGUAGUUAAAAAUAUAAUUGAGCAUAAAGAAUACCAAACAGAGGAAAAUUAUCUGAUUGCAGAAUAGAUUAUUAUAAAAACACUAGUGCUAAUUAAUUAGUCAAUUUAGCUCGAUAUUCCAAAGUUGUCAGAAAUAUUUGCAUAUAUAUUUAAUACCUAAAGAAGUUUAUAUUCCAAAACUAUUCUACUAAAAUCGCCACCUUAAUCAGACUACCCACUUGGUUAUGAAUUUGAUAGAGACGAAAAUAGAAGAUAGUGGGAACAAAAUUUAAAAAUAGGAGAUAUAAUUGAUUGCAUAAAGUUUGAAUGUUAUCAAAAGAGAUAGUCUUGGUCAAGAGCACUAAUCGAAAGGAUUGACGAUACAAGCGUGAGUGUUAAAUAUUUAAAUGAUUAGGUCGAUGAUAGGAUUUUCACUAAAUCUUCUUACUAGAUAGCACCUCUUGGUACAAAGUCUUUAGAUUUUGAAUGGAGAGAGUAAUUAAAAGUUGGUGAUGAAGUUGAUUUUGUUGAUUCUUAUAAUAUUUGGAGAAAUGCAACAAUACUGGAAAUAAAAGAAGUUGAAGUAAAUAAUGGGACUAUUGUUAAGUCAGUACUUGUUGGAUUGCGUAUUUAUAGAGAAGAUGGUAAUAGAUUAGAUGAAUAAAAUGGAAAAUCUUAUUUUGGAUAUGACAAAUAAUUAGAUGAGUGGGUAAGUCCUCACAGUGGAAGAUUAUAAAGAUUUAACAGAUUAGCUAGAAAGCAAGUACAGCAAUAGACAUUAAAAAAUUAUCUUGAUUAUACAGAUGAUGCAAAUGAUAUUAUUUUUGAAAUUGAAAAUAAAGCAAAUAAAAUUUAUGCCAUUUAAAGGACUGAUAAAAACAAUAAUUUAGUUCGAUAUAUAAAUUAUUUUGGAGAAAUUGGAGGCUUUGAUAAUAUCCUGAAAAGACUCUAAAAUUUUUCUAAUUGGUGCCCUUUGGAAAUAACAUAAUAUUAUUUAGAGGGAAUUCAUAACAUCCAUAUAUUCUUAUUUUUAGAUUUUGUUCGUGAAUAUAUACCUCAAAUGUGGAAAGCUACUUAGUAUUUGCUUAUGAAUCCUUCAGAAGCUAACUUAAGAACAUAUGAUAAAGAAAAAUUAGAAAGCAUAAUAAGCUCUUUGGAGGUUUUAUUGAGUAGAGCUUUUAGCUACUCAGAUUAAGUUCAUGAAACUGAAAAAUUAUCAAUGAGUUUAGCAUUGAAAUGCUAUUAAACGGAUGUGUUAAAGCAAAGGUUAGCAGGUUUAAAACUAAUAUGUGAAAUAAUUAAAUAUGUUAAAUAAAAUAGCUACAAAUCAUCUGAUAAUUUAAUAAUUAAGCCUGCAAAAUUCGUUGAGUGGAUUAAAACGAAUAACAUUAUUGAAGAUUUAUAUUUGAAUAAUAUUCAUUCUGAAAUGAUUAAUAGAAGUGCAGAAUUCUUCAAAUUUAUGUUAUCAUAGAAUCUUUUCACUGAAUAGCUAGCCAGAGAAAUGUUUAAUGCGAUUGAUAAAUAAGAUUAGAUGACUAAACGAGGAUUUUUAAAGUUAUUAAGUGAAAUAUCAUCAGAACCAAGAAGAACCCAAGCAAAGUAUAUUAUAUAAAAUAUUUAAAGGACAGAAGCAAAAGAAUUGACAAUCGAGCAAAUUGAUGUUAUUUAUGAAUUAGCUUUAAAGCAUUUGCAGAAUAUUACAAUUUGCUCAGAUGAUAAAAAGAGCGAAAUCGAUACACAAUCUGAGGAAUAUUUGUUUGAUACCAAUCCUGUUAAUAAAAAUACAAUCGAUUCACUUUUUUAUUUUUAUGAUUUAACUGUUGGUAAGGACUUUUAAAAUAUGAGCGCUGAAUUGAAAGCACAUAUAAUUGAUAAAUUUAGUUGUUUGAUAAGAACUGAUGAUGGUCGUCCUUAAAGAGUUUAAUUCCUCAUUAAAUGCAUUGAUGACAUCAAAAAAAACGUGUCUGUUUAUCACUUGCUCAACAUUAUAAAAUAAAUUAUCAGCACCUACUAUACAGAAUUAUAAAUCAAAGGAUGCAAUAAUAACCCAAAUACAAAUAAUUAAAAUUUAAUCAUUAAAUUAAACCCUACUACUGAUGAGAAAGAACCAAAAUUAAAUGUUAAUGAAGAUAAAUAAAAUUAAGAAUCAAAAGAUUCAAAAAAGAGAAGCAAUAGUGAAAAAGACAAUUCAUAGUCAGCCUUUGAAGAAAACUGCGACAACAAUGAUAAUGAAUCUCCUUAAAAAAAGAAAAAUAGAAGGGAUGGUACUCUGGUAAAUUCACCUAAAUAAUUAUUAGAAUUCCAAUAAAAUUAGAAUGUGGCAAAGUAAAAUGAAAAUAUAGUUAACAUUAAUGGAGAUAACACUGUCAAAAAUAGCAUAGAUCUAGGUCAGCCUAAAAGUAAAAUAGCUGAUAUGCUUGUAAAUGAGUAUAAAUUAGUCGAAACAGUUUUAUCAAACAUUCGCCAAGUUAAAGUAAUCUAUAAAAAAAUGUUAGACUCACCAAAUACACUUUCCUAAGAUAGAAAAGGGCUUCUUACAUAAUUCAGAUUUGAAGUAUCUGAACGUAUUGAUUUUAUUAAGUUCAUUAAUUCUAUUUUAGAAGAUGAUAAAAAAAUUAUUACAACCUCAUUUUUAACAUCUAUUUGGAAAGACAUAGUCGAAAAUCCCCUGGAUAUAGACGAGCGUGAUCUUCUUUUUAAAUGGUUGAGAGAAUUAGCUGAUGAAAAGGGAGGUCUUGUACACGAAGUAGCUUAAUUUUUCAAAUAAUAACUUCUUUUAAAUACUGAAUUUGUAGAGCAUUUGAGCUUAGAAGGUUUCUUAUGCUAUAAGGUUAUGUUCAUUUCAUUAAAUCUAUAAAAAAACUAUUUAUAGCAGUAGUAAAUACCUAAAAAUAACUAUACAACAAAUGUUUAUGGAGCUAUAUGCUCGAUGUCUGGAGGUCCUAUGAAUAAUAAUUAAAGCUCAAAUGAAGAUUAAAAUAACGAAUUUGAGUACCUCGUUUUGACUGAGCCUUAGAAUUUAGAGGGUAUGGAUUUACUUUGGGAAAUAGUUUAUAAAAAUGGUUAAGAAAGUGUAAUAGAAAAUUGUAUAGAUUUCUUAGUUAAACUCCAUCUUCAUAUAUCAGCUACCUCGAAUAUUAAUUGCGGAUAGAUUAGAAAAAAUUUUAUUGAUCACUGCAUGGAGAGCAUCAUUUCAUCUUACGGUAGCAAUAUAACAAAAGUGAAAAGGACUCUUGAUAUUCUAAAUUGCUUAUUGAAUGAAAGCGAGAAAAAGGGUAUCGGUUAUUUAAAGCCUAUUAAUGGGUUGGUAAAAGGAGAAGUAUAAAACCUAACAAUAACUAAUGAGAUUAAUGCCUAUGUUUAGGAGGGAUAAAAGAAGUAAGACAUAAAAAUUGAAUCUAACAAGACUAUUAUUGAUUUAAAAAUUUUAAUUGCUUCUAAGAUCAACACAUCUUGGGAUUAGAUUAAGAUCAAAAGAAGCCCUAACUUCAAAUAAUUAAGAGACUCCGAUAAUAGUAGGACUAUAGGAGAAAUAAGAUUUAAGAGCAAUGAAAAUCUCACAAUUGAAAAGAGAUAAACUCCUCCUAUACCAGAAGCAAAUUUAUUGAAUCAGGAUGGUUCACUAGUAGAAAAAGCAAAAUAAAUCUUUACUUCUUGGUUUGAAACUUUUUCUACUGAAGGAUUCAUGGAUGCUGAAAACUUAGCUAAGUUUAUUCAUAGCUGCACAAACGAUAGCUGCAGGCCUGAUGAUCAUAGAGUUACAAGUACUAUUGCUUAAUAUGAUCAUGAUAAUGAUGGAAAGCUUGAUUUAUAAGAUUUCUUAAACUUUUAUAGAAAGGCAUGUUAAGAGAAGAAAGCUGUGGUUUGGAAAAAUUUACAAAGCCACUACUAUCGUAACGAUUUGAAGAAGCUUAGUGAUGUAGGCGAAGACGUUGAAGAUAUUGAAAUUUUACCAAGGAAUAUUAUUAUGAAGAAUCCCUAAUGCUACGAAGUAUUGAUGAAAAUUUUAGAUAACGAAUAAGUUUCUGAAAACGCCAUCAAUUUGCUUAACAGGUUACCAGCAUCGCCUGAUUUAGUUAGAAAAGUCUUAAAUUUAGAAGGAGUAAAAGGAAAUAACCAACCUGAUUGGAGCUUAAUAUUAGACACAAAAAAUAGCUAAAGAUUGUUGUAUACUCUGACUAUUAUUGAGUAUCUUAUGGAAGAUAAUUAAGUUUUAUCAAAUAACUCAGAUGAUCAGAAUUAAUCUUAACAAGAAUAAAAAACUUAAGAGGAAGCAAAAGAAUAAUAACCUAAUUCAAUUAAAGAGUAGAAAGAUCAAUAAAAUCAAAAAGAUUCAAAAACCUAAGAUCAACCUGAAACACCUAAAGAAGAUAUAUUAAAAAAUAUUUACUCUGAUGGAGCCUCUAUUGAUCCUGCUAACUGGAGAGAAGAAUUCAUUUAAUGUGGAGGAUUUGAUUAAUUGUUUAAAGUUUUUAUUUAAUACUCAUAAUAAGAUUAUUCAAAGCUAACUAUUAAUACAAAAAAUAUUCUUUCAUUUAUUUUGAGAAUUAUGAAAAACUAUUUGACUGCUGUUUUUGCUAACAAGGUAACCCACUUGUACAAGAUUAAUUAGUAUGCCAUAUAGGUUAAGUACUCGUUGGAUGUUAUAAAUGAAAAUUUAAAAAAGGCAGAAGAAUAAAAAAAUGAUGAAGAAGAAGAAAAAAAAGAGGAAUCAAAAGAGAAUAAUGACGCUAAAUAGCAAAAAUAAGCUUAACCAACUCCUCAAGUAACACCAUAUCAUCCAAACUUACUUGAAUAAAAUGUUAACCAAAACAUGAACAACAACACUAAUGAAAAUAACAACAAUUCAAAUGCUCCAAUUGUUGGACCUUAUUCAAAAAUCAACUUUACUUCUAUUUGGGCUAACCGCUCUAGAGUGAAAGAAACUCCAGAUUUUUUAAUUCUAAAAGAAAAACUAAGUGGAAAAUUAGGUUAAAAAAUUAUGGACACUUUAGAUAUUGAAUCUAUGCUUACUAAGAUCAUAGAGAUUUUGUUUAAUGUAGUUUCUCUAGAUUCUGAAUUAGAAAGUGAAGAUAGAGUCAUUAUCGAUUUUUGCUGGUGCAUUAUUAUAGAUAUUGUGUUAUAUGAUACAAAAUAGCGUGAAAUCUUAGUAAAAAAAAAUUUUGAGUAAUUCUCACGUCUCAUAAUGAAAGGUUUAUUUAAUUAAAAUUUGAAUGCUAGAAGGGUAUUUUCACAUGCCCUUUACCUUAUUAGCCGUUAGGAUAAAGGAGUUUUUUCUUCAUUUUUGUUAGAUUUACUCAUGAAAAAUGUCCCUUCAUCAAAAGAUGUUUCUAAAAGUGACUGCAAUCAAUACUAUGAGCUACUUUGCAAAAUUAUUGAGGAAUCAACAGACUUUGAAAAUAUUUAGAUUAAUUUUUAGGAUCUUAUGGAUUUUAUGGUUUAAAAUAUCAAAGAUCAUAUAUCAUAAGAAUCAAGAUAUAAUGCUAAAAAUGAUAAAAUGCUUAUAGGUUUCUUAAACAUGUGUGAAAAGAUUCUGAAAAUUGAACCUAAUCUUGGAAAUAGCUUAGAAUAAUUUGCUGAAUAUCUAUUUGAUGUAUGUUUAUUCUGUAAAAACCCUGAAGGCUUACUUGAUGAUAAUCUUGACUUCGAUUAGAUUCAAUAAAAUUAAGUUUAUGAAUUCAAUCCACCAUAUUAUGUUAAAUGCAAAUCUUCUGAUUCUCGUAGGGGAGCAUACAAAAUUUUAAACAGUAUACUCAAAACAAAUAAGAAAAUGGUUUUAAAUAUCAUUAAAGAUGGUCUAAAUGUUCUAAUAGACACUCUAAUCCCUCCACCAUCUUGGAGUUAUCGUCCAUCAAAUGAGUAAAAGUGCCAUUAAAAUUAUUUGGGUAUUAAAAAUCUUAGCUAAAUAUGCUACAUGAACUCCAUGCUACAACAGUUCUAUAUGACAAAAACAUUUAGGUAUGCGAUUUUAGCAACUGAUGAUGAAAAAGAAGCUGAAAUUGUAGAAUAUAGAGGUAUGUAUAUCGAUGAUAACAUUCUUCAUCAAAUUCAAAAAAUGUUUGCCUUUUUAGACCUUAGUGAUCGCUAGGAUUAUAAUCCUGUAGGUUUUUGCUUUUCAUUUAAAGAUUUCUCAGGAAAACCAGUUAAUGUUGGAGUUUAAUAAGAUGCUUAGGAGUUCUUGAAUAUGAUUUUUGAAAAAUUAGAAACAAGCUUAAGACCAACUCCAUUUAAAUAUGUUUUGGAAAGUGUUUUCGGUGGUUAAACCAUUUCAUAAAUGACUUGCUCAUCAUGUGGUAAUGUUAAAGCAAAAUAUGAACUUUUUUAUACAUAGUAACUUAGAGUAGAAGGAUGCAAGAAGUUGUCAGAUUCUUUCAAUAAAAUGAUUGAAGGGGAAACUAUUUCUGAUUUUAAAUGUGAUGCUUGCGAGAAAAGAUGCGAUUAGUUUAGAAGAAUUUGCUUCUCACAACUUCCUAACAUAUUGAUAAUUCAAUUACAAAGAAUCGUAUUUGAUUUGGACACUUUUGUAAACAAAAAAAUCAAUACCAAGCUAGAAUUCCCUCACAAUCUAGAUUUAAAAGAGUAUACUGUUGAGUAUUUAGACAGCAAAGAAAAUGAAUUGAAAGUAGAAAGAAAAGAAUCAACAAAUUCGGAUUCACAUAAAUAAUAAUAAAUAUCGAAAAAAGAUGAAAACUAUGUCGAAGAUAAUGCUAACGUUCACCCUCCUGAGUAUUACAAAUAUCGCUUAAAAGGAAUAACAGUGCAUCAAGGAACUGCUGAGUUGGGGCAUUAUUAUUCAUAUAUAAAUUACAAAGAAGACAAAUGGCUUGAAUUCAAUGAUUCUAGAAUUAGAGAAUUCAACCCUCAAAAUAUUGAGCAAGAAUGUUUUGGAGGAUCAUCUUCAAAUUAUUCUGAAAAUUAUUGGGAAAAAGGCGAGAAUUCUAAGAAUGCUUACAUACUAGUGUAUGAAAGAGAGCUUAAAACUCCACUUAAGAUUGUUACAAAAAACGAAGAUCAGAGAUUAUAAGUAGAGAAUAGCUUGAACAUUAAAAUUGGUGAGCCUUAAUAGAAAUAAGAGGAAGAAUAAAUAUCAUAUGUGGAUUAUUACAGCAUAAACUAACGCAUACCAAUGAACCAAUUCAAGUCAGCAUGGCUGGAUAAUCAUAAUUUCAUGCUAGAAAAACAUGUUUAUUCUCUCGAAUUUAUACAAUUCUUGAAAGAACUCAUUUGGAUGAUUGAAAAACCAAAAGACUUCAUAACCUCUUUGACAUCACAAUCAUUCAUAUAUAAAAAUCAUAAAGAAAUACCUGAAAGAGAUCAGCAAAUUUAUUAUAACUCUUUGCAAAUGUGUGCAAAGCUAUUUUUCAAUAUUUUCUAUAAAUCAGCUGAUUUUGAAAUUCUUAAAGAUCUCCUUGUUCACAUGAAAGGAAUGCUAGAUCUUAUACCUUAGUAUACUUAUGAAUUUGCUAAAGAAUUCAUUUUCAGCAGAUUUAAAUAAAUAGAGUCUGUUUUAACUUCUUGCUCUGAAAGUGUAGUUAGAUCUUGCUACUAAUAAAUAAUUAAUUUUACAAUUAAUAAUUUAAUUAAUUAUCAUAACAUUUAGCUCAAUAUCUCUGAAAGUUUCUUUAUUGGUAAAGAUGAUGAUCAAUUCACUGAAGCUGAACUUGCUGAAAGAGAUAUUAAUGUAUUCUUAGAAAGAUUAUUGGAUAUUAUGCAUACCGAAGUAUCUAAGAAUUGGCUUAGAAUGCAACAAUACUUGGAAAUAUUUAGAGACUUCGCUUUCGGAGGAGAUGUUCAAAUUUAAUGGUGCUUUAAUAAAGAAAUGAUAGCGAGGUUAAUUGACUUUUUCUUAGGUAAUAUAUCCCCUUUGAAUUGCUAUGGUUAGAAGAAACAUGAAAUUGGCAAUAGAUUUGUUUAAACUCCAUUUGGUCCCUUAUUAUAAAAUGUUUGUUUCUUGAUUUAAAAAGUAAAAUGGAAUAUGAACAGUGAUAAAACUUAUACAUUUUCAGAGAAUGAUCAAAUUGCUUUGAACAGCUAGGAGUUUUAUUGGAAGUCUAUGUAGGAAAACUAUGAUAGCCAGAGCAUUUGCUUAAUAGGAUAGUUCUUGAGUCACAAAGAAAAGAUAUUUAGUUAGAGCUUCGGUAGUCUUAUUUUAAGAGGAAUUAAUAAGACUAAUUGUGAUCACGUAAAAUAAUACCUUGACUUGAUGUCUUCGUUUUUGGCUAUAACUGAUGAGCAUUAGCAGAUCAGGAUAGAAUGGAUUUUUGGUUAUGCAAAUUUAGUUAUUAACCCAAACGAUGGCUACGAAAUGAAAUAGAAUUUAGAAGAACAAGUGGUCAUUUAUGAAACUAGAUUAAAAUAUUAUGAAAAUGUAUAGCCUGUGUUAAAUUUAUUAUAUCAUUAUCGCAAAUUAUAGGAAAAUCUUUGUCUGCAUAUUUUACACAGAGUACUUCUUAUGUGUAAGAGUGACUAAUUCUACAGAUUCUUGCAUUAUCUUAUGAAACUUCCUGCUCCAAGCUAUUCUUGUUCCCAUUACUUGAGUUGGGUAAGACCUCACUUAGAAAGUAUAAUUAAUGAUAAUCAAAAGAAUUACAUGGCAAAUUAAAAAGAAGAAUUAGCUAAAUAAUGCUUAAGUAUAUAUGAAGAUAUAGAGAAAAUCAUAAAUAACUAUGCAGUAUAGAAAUAAGAUGACCCCAAGAAAUAGUAGGAAGAAGCCCAUCAUACAGAAUAAAGCAUCAAAGAAUCAACUUAAGUAAUUGAAGAAUGCUCAAAAACAUCAGAAUCUUCUCCUUAAAGUCAUGAUAAAUAAGAAUGUGAAAGUGCUAGAAAAGAAGAUAAUUAAUAAUAAAAUUUAAAUAACUAAGAGGCAAAUAUUGGUCAAAAAGGAUUGAUGAGCCUAUGGACAAAUUAUAUAAUAGGUAAAACCUUAUAAAUUGGUGAAAAUAGAUGGAUACCUGUAGGAGAAGAGAAUGAAUAGCCAAUUUAUUUAAGAGAGUUAGAAUACACUACAUAUUAUACAGACUCUUAACCUAAUGGAAAUACAAAUUUAAUAUUCCCUGAUGUCAUAAAAUCUGGUUCUUCUAUAUAACUAUCAUCUAUCAAAUUAGAAGAAUCUAAUAUUAAUGAUUUUCUUUAUGUCCCCACAUAAAAUAAUUCUGGAAGUGAUUUCUGUUAGCUGACUUUAAAUAUUGAUAAGAGUAAAUUUUAAAACAAUUCAAGCACAUAAUAGAUUAAUUAAGAAAAAAAAUCUAAUUCGAGUAAUUAAAAAGUCUAUUUUAAAGUACCAAGGAAAGUAUAAUAAGAAGCUAAAAGAAUAGUAAGUGAAUAUUCAGAUAAUGAAUAUGAGGAUGAAAAUGAAGUUUUUAAAAGAAAUAAAAAAUAAGCUGGUAGUAAUGACACAUAAUAAAAAGAAGAAGCUUUAAAUGAUAAAUAAUUAGAUGCUAGUGAUAAUAAUGGUUAAGAUGAUAGCAUAGAUAGUUUUAAAGCUAAUAUUGGUGAAGAAGUUAAUCACUCAGGACUGCCUUCUUCAUCUAAUUAUGGUCUAAACUGCAACCAAAAUCAAGAUGAUAAGGAAGUCUAUGAUGUUUUAAAUGUAAAUCUAGAUGAAGCAACUUAAGAUUAAAAUUCCUAAGAUCUAAAUAAAGAAAAAUAUGUAAAAACUCUAUAAAGUAACACUAAAAAUUUAUUAAAUUAGUUAGAGGAAUUUGUUGAAAACCAGAACAAAGAUUCAACCAAUGAUUAGUCUUAGCAACAAUAGCAAUAACCUAUUCCUACUUCUGACGAAGUAGAUUAAAAAUAAUAAUGCAGUGAAUUAGUAUGUGUUACUCACAUUAUAAAUUUGAAAAAAGAAAUAGGAAAUGUUGUUAGAAGAUUUUAGAUUGAAAAUAAUAGUGAAAGCCACAUUAAAGUUUUGGUAAAUUUCCAAUUACAGGAUGAAAACACCCAAGAAAACAUAAACUAGCAUAUGCCAUUUGAAAUAUACGUUUAGGUUGAACCUAAAUCCACAAUUUCCUUCUUCUCUAUGCGCAAAAUAAAUCCAAGCAGAGAUUGGUCAGAUUACUCAAUCUCUGUUUAAUAUGAAGUUAUUGAAAAUAUUAAGGUAGAUUAAAGUUCAUAAAAAAAGAAUGACAAUUAGAACGAUUGUUAAUUUAAGAAAGCAUCAACCGUUAAAAACCAACAAGAAUAAUCUAGUAAAACAUAAAGUAAUAAUUAGAAGUAAGACCAAGAUAACUAAACCGAUUAAAAAGAAUUCUCAUUUAAAAAUGACAAUAAUUAAGAUAGCAAUUUGAAUAACAGAGAUAAUUAUGAAAAUAAUCCUUAUGCAGUUAAAAUAGGACCUCAAUUACCAGACAAAUUAGAUUAAGAAUAUUAUGGAAUGGAGGCGUGUCCAGUAUGCACAUAUUUACAGCCCUCAAUAAAUGUAUUAUGUGAGAUGUGCGGUUCAAGUUUAAAGUGA
Tetrahymena thermophila SB210 is the source of this 10773-nucleotide messenger RNA. Its product is annotated as ubiquitin carboxy-terminal hydrolase. NCBI's taxonomy places the organism in Eukaryota, Ciliophora, Oligohymenophorea, Hymenostomatida, Tetrahymenidae. The transcript is spliced from 18 exons. Gene Ontology annotation, molecular function: cysteine-type deubiquitinase activity; cysteine-type endopeptidase activity; calcium ion binding. The record is from RefSeq and is a predicted model, not a curated record. Gene Ontology annotation, cellular component: cytosol; nucleus. Gene Ontology annotation, biological process: protein deubiquitination.